AACUUUAUCUGCAAAAAUCAGCUGAUUUUGACGCUGGUGGAGUUGUAGGAACUUGUACGUCACUUUAACCCACACCUGGAUUUUCAGCUGGACGCUUGGGAUUUGUGUGGAACGUGGCGAACCCCAUCUGUAGAAUUAGCAAGCGUUGUGCUUUUUGGGGGUUCUAAACUUCUAACAGUGUUGAAGGUGUUUGUCAGGCCAAGCCGCGUCAUUUCAUCAGCGACUGUACUCUACGAUUGAAGCUUGAUUAUCGACGGCUACGUGCUCGUUGCUGGUUUGAGUUUAUCCGCUGUCUGCACACCCCACCUCUCCAAGAUGUCCGGUCGAAGGAUCCUGCGCUGCUCCGCUCUCCUGCAGUCCGCUGCCUCACAACCACCAGUCAGGCUGCCAGCCGUCGCUCAGCGGGCCUUCAGCGUGUCGUCCAGCCGCUCAUCUGGCCAGUUCUACCCGGUGGACGACAAGCUGUUCGGGCUGAACGAGGACCAGCAGCAGCUGCGCUCCAGCGUCUUCACCUUCGUGCAGAAGGAGUUGGCGCCCCACGCAGCGCAGAUCGACGCCGAGAACAACUUCAAGGACUUGCGCGAGUUCUGGAAGAAGCUGGGCAACCUCGGGCUGCUGGGCAUGACGGCGCCAGAAGAGUACGGCGGCAGCAACCUGGGCUACCUGGCGCACGUGAUCGCCUACGAGGAGAUCUCGCGGGCCUCGGGCGCCAUCGGGCUGAGCUACGGCGCCCACUCCAACCUCUGCGUCAACCAGAUCACGCGCCACGGCACGCCCGAGCAGAAGAAGAAAUACCUGCCCAAGCUGACGAGCGGGGAGUUCAUGGGCGCCCUGGCCAUGAGCGAGGCCGGCAGCGGCUCCGACGUGGUCUCCAUGCGCACCAAGGCGCAACGCUCCCAAGAUGGCAGCCACUACGUCCUCAACGGCAGCAAGUUCUGGAUCACCAACGGCCCGGACGCCGACGUCGUCGUCGUCUACGCCAAGACCGACGCGCAGGCCAAGCCGCAGCACAGCAUCACCGCCUUCCUCGUUGACAAGGGCACGCCGGGCUUCAAAACCGCCCAGAAGCUGGACAAGCUGGGCAUGCGCGGCUCCAACACCUGCGAACUGGUCUUCGAAGACUGCAAAGUGCCGGCGGAGAACGUGCUCGGCCAGAUCAAUAAAGGCGUGUACGUGCUGAUGUCGGGGCUGGACACGGAGCGCCUGAUCCUGAGCGCCGGGCCGGUGGGCAUCAUGCAGGCCUGCUGCGACACCACCUUCGACUACGUGCACCAGCGCAAGCAGUUCGGCAAGCAGAUCGGCACCUUCCAGUUGAUGCAGGGGAAGAUGGCGGACAUGUACACGACGCUGAGCGCCUGCCGCUCCUACGUGUACAACGUGGCGCGCGCCUGCGACGCCGGCCACUUCAGCUCCAAGGACUGCGCCGGCGCCAUCCUCUACGCCGCCGAGUCGGCCACGCAGGUGGCGCUGCAGGCCAUCCAGGCGCUGGGCGGGAACGGCUACAUCAACGACUACCCCACCGGGCGGUACCUGCGCGACGCCAAACUGUACGAGAUCGGCGCCGGCACCAGCGAGGUGCGCCGCUCCCUCAUCGGCCGCCGGUUGAACGACGAGUACGGCAUGUGCGCCUAGUGCUCCAGUCGAGAAAAGAUUGGCUCCGUCUGCACUUAUAACCCGGCAAGGGGAGCAAGAAGCAGCACCGAUUGUUUUACUGAAUUUGCCACGUAAUUGGUUCAGUAUGAUAUUGUUUUACGGGUCGUUUCACGAGUUGAUAGAGUAAUCUGCGACUGAUUUAUUGCACAAGGGUUGUUGACGCUCCACCUGGAAUUUGUCGAGCGCACACUGGUGGAGUUAUGGGUUUGGCGUUGGCCGUUGGGAAUGAUUAAGUAAUUUUAGGGUUUUAGCCGUUUUACCAGCUGUUCAUUGUUUUACCAUACGAAACGUGUUCUGUGUAAUCGCGAAGGAAGGUUGUGUCAACUGUUUACUUGCUUUUGAAAGAGAUUUACGAUUGCCCUUUUAACAAGACUGCACUAUUCUGUA
Messenger RNA from Paramacrobiotus metropolitanus, 2040 nucleotides. RefSeq names its product isovaleryl-CoA dehydrogenase, mitochondrial-like. The record is from RefSeq and is a predicted model, not a curated record. Gene Ontology annotation, biological process: L-leucine catabolic process. Lineage: Eukaryota; Metazoa; Tardigrada; Eutardigrada; Parachela; Macrobiotidae. Bases 316 to 1632 code for a protein of 438 amino acids. Gene Ontology annotation, cellular component: mitochondrion. The transcript is spliced from 8 exons. Gene Ontology annotation, molecular function: 3-methylbutanoyl-CoA dehydrogenase activity; flavin adenine dinucleotide binding.